AUGACAGAAGCCGACGCAUCCUCUGCGCCAACAACAUCCGGCACCAACAUCGAGAUCACCCUCACACACCACGGGAAAGCAAUCGCAUUAUCUUUCGCACAAGAUGCCACCAUUACUGAUCUCUCAGAGCGUGUUGCGACAGAUCUCUCAAUACCGCCCUCCAACCAAAAGUUCCUUGUAGGCGGGAAGAUCGGCCUCCAAAAACCACCCUUCAAGAACCCUUCUCUACCACUCACAGAGCUCGUCUCAAAGAAGAUAACCCUCAUGGGAAGCACAAGCGAAGCCGUAUCGUCCCUCAACAACACUAUAUCCGCCGCGUCUGCGCCCCGGCGUCCCGGCCCCAUCAAAGCCGCCACUCCAGCGCGAAACCGCGACUACAAGAAGAUCCAAGAAGAAGCUCAAUACACCUUCCACACUCUGCGGCCGUUACCUUACCUCCCCAACCCCGACCGCUCCCUCCGCUUCCUCGAACGCCUCCGCGAUGACGCUGGCAUAAAAGCCGCCAUGCGCACCCACAAAUUCAGCGUUCCCUUGCUCACAGAGAUGGAUCCCGCCAUGCAUACCACACAAGAAUCCCGCACUUUGGGAUUGAACAGAAACCAAGGCGAAGUCAUCGAGUUGAGACUGCGGACUGAUGCAUACGACGGAUACCGAGAUUACAAGACGAUUCGCAAUACGCUGUGUCAUGAACUUGCGCAUAAUGUCUGGGGGCCGCACGAUCGCAAUUUCUGGAAUCUGUGUAAGCAGAUUGAGAGGGAGGUUGCGAGGGAUGAUUGGAAGAGUGGGGGGAGGAGUGUUGGCGAUGAAGAGUUCUAUGAUCCUGGAGAGGGAGGGGAGGAGGAAGUGCAUGAUCAUGGGGGUUGGACGGGGGUGAGUUCACGUUGGGGAGUGGAGGCAAGGGAGAGGAGACGGUUGUUAGUAGCGCUGGCAGUGGAAAUGUGA
Molecule: messenger RNA, 942 nt
Organism: Alternaria atra
Lineage: Eukaryota; Fungi; Ascomycota; Dothideomycetes; Pleosporales; Pleosporaceae
Exons: 1
Coding region: 1-942 (313 amino acids)
Molecular function (GO): proteasome binding; protein binding
Source: RefSeq, a predicted model, not a curated record